This is a messenger RNA of Rotaria sp. Silwood2, 460 nucleotides long. The record is from the annotation of a GenBank genome assembly. Lineage: Eukaryota; Metazoa; Rotifera; Eurotatoria; Philodinida; Philodinidae.
GAAAACAAUCUUACAAAUUUAUCAUGAUACUGCAGCAAAUGGUGCUCAUUUUGGAAGAGAUAAAACAAUACAUAAAAUUCAACAACGUUAUUUUUGGCCAUCAAUGUACAAAGAUAUUAAUAAUUAUAUUAAAUCAUGUAUUCUAUGUGCACAAUUUAAUCCUCGUCGACAAAAAAAUCCUGGUACUUUAAAACCUAUUAAACCUCCCGAUGGAGUAUGGCAAUUAGUAUCAAUAGAUUUUCAUGGACCUAUUACUCCAACAUCACAACGUGGAAAUAAAUAUAUCAUAUCUCUUACUGAUGUGUUAUCAAAAUUCGUCGUUACAAAAGCUGUACGUGAUAAUACAGCUCAAACAGUUGUUAGAUUUCUUAAAGAAGAUAUUAUUUCAAAGUUUGGUACUCCUAAAUGUAUUCUUACAGACAACGGAACACAUUUUACUUCAACAUUAAUGAAUGAAUGA